UCAUCCUCGGUCGAUCACCGUUAAAGAGAGAGAAAGCUUAAGAGACGAGGAAUGCAAUCCCUACAGCAGAAGGCGUCGGAGUGGAGCGGGGUGGCGGCGAGCGACGCCUUCGCCAUCGACGACACCAACAUCUUCCAAGCCCUCGGUGGAAUCCAGCCCUUCAUCGACCUCUCCACCAACUUCUACAACAGGGUCUACGAUGACGAGGAGGAGUGGUUCCGGUCGAUCUUUGCUAAUUCGAAGAAGGAGGAUGCGAUCCAGAACCAGUACGAGUUCUUCGUGCAGAGGAUGGGAGGCCCCGAUCUCUAUUCCCAGAGGAAAGGCCAUCCAGCGCUGAUUGGACGACAUGCCCCGUUUCCGGUUACUCAUCAGGCAGCCGAGAGGUGGCUGUACCACAUGGAACAAGCAUUGGAAAGCAUCCCGAGCAUUGAUCCGGAUUCAAAAGUCAAAAUGAUGAAUUUUUUCAGGCACACUGCUUACUUUCUUGUAGCUGGGAAUGAGAUGAUCAAGCAAAGGCAAGCAGUUCAAAGAAAUCAGGCAACAAGUGACUCGACAUCCUCAUAGGAUUUAAAUUGCUUGCUGUACGAUUGAUAGACUCGUUACAUGACAUCUUAUGCAUACAAAUCAACCAUAUCAGAUGAUCAUAAAGGUUCAUCUCUACGAGAUGACCUGACAAUUGUGCUAUUGGAUGCUGUCAUGUGCUGAUGUGAGCUGCAGCAAUUGCUGCUCGCCGUUCAUUAUGCCUGUGCAAUUUGAAACUUUGGAAUUGGCAAGUCAUCCAUUAUCCUCUUGAA
Messenger RNA from Musa acuminata AAA Group (dessert banana), 794 nucleotides. RefSeq names its product two-on-two hemoglobin-3. Lineage: Eukaryota; Viridiplantae; Streptophyta; Magnoliopsida; Zingiberales; Musaceae. Gene Ontology annotation, biological process: oxygen transport. Bases 52 to 564 code for a protein of 170 amino acids. The record is from RefSeq and is a predicted model, not a curated record. The transcript is spliced from 4 exons. Gene Ontology annotation, molecular function: oxygen binding; oxygen carrier activity; heme binding.